Molecule: messenger RNA, 3378 nt
Organism: Oryzias latipes (Japanese medaka)
Lineage: Eukaryota; Metazoa; Chordata; Actinopteri; Beloniformes; Adrianichthyidae
Source: RefSeq, a predicted model, not a curated record
AAUACCCGAGUCACCCCUCCACAACAAAACAAUCUGCUGUCAGCCAGUCUACAGCUUAAUCCAACUAGUCACUGGCGCUUAAAACAUUCUGUGGCUAGCUAGGGAUAUGAUUUACUUUUGAAUACUUUUAUUAGAGGACACCUUCGAAGUGACCCUAAAACUGUUCAGAGUCGGGUCGGGAGAGAGACGGACUGAAAAGCAGAAAGAAAAGAAAAACAAAGAUGGCUGUGUAGCCAGAGAAACGAGUCCCAACAGAGCUGUCUCUAGCUUUAAUCACCGACAAGUCCCGUGAGUCUCGUGGAUAGUCCGUCGUUACUAGCGGGGAUGUAGGGAGCGCAGCCGAUGGUGCUGAUUGUCGUUAGCCGCUGUCAUUGCUAGUAGCCGCAUCGAGAGGGGCGAGCGCAGCUGAGCGAGUCCGGGUUGUUUUUGUUCUGUUCGGGCACCGGGAGAAGACUGCCGUGUCUGUGUCAACAGUGCUAGCCGCAUAUCUGCUAGCCUCCGUGUAAGUCAACAACAAAACGAGUCGCCGGGAAAAUCUUGUCAUGAUUGCACAGUGCGAAAUGAACUUAUUAUUAGACAUCAAAUGAAAUUCAAGUUGGUGUGUGUUCGGUUGCAUCAUCGGUAAGUCGCAUUCCUUCCUAACAACCAGCUUCCGCCGCGUUAGCCUAGCUUACGUUAGCCCGCUGUCAGCUGACCAUUAGCUCGACAGGUUGUACGCUAGCCCCUAGCUAACGGGCUAAUACUUUGGGUUGGCCGAGGCAGGUACAUAACAAACAUUUUACACGUUCAGCGCCAUGUCUUCACUGGAAGAGAGGGACGUGGGCGUUGCGGCCGCCCCUGGCUCCUCCUCGGCCGGCCUGGGGGUCGGGGCCGUGGGGGCAGCGGUGGAGGCUGUCGCCGGGGUAGCAGCCAUGCAAGAGGAUGUGGGGAUACGGCGAGAGGGGCCCGAGCCUGACCCCGACGCGCCACCCAAGAAGAGGGUGAGAAUACAGGAGGGAGAGUCAGGAAAGCUGGAGGAGAGACUGUACUCAGUGCUGUGCUGCACCGUGUGCCUAGACUUGCCCAAGGCGUCUGUUUAUCAGUGUACCAAUGGACACUUGAUGUGUGCUGGCUGUUUUAUUCACCUCCUGGCUGAUUCCCGUCUAAAGGAGGAACAGGCCACGUGUCCAAACUGCAGAUGCGAGAUCAGUAAGAACCUGUGCUGCAGGAACCUGGCGGUGGAGAAGGCUGUCAGUGAGCUUCCCACAGAUUGCACCUUCUGCUUAAAACAGUUCCCGCGCUCCAGCCUGGAGAGACACCAGAAGGAGGAAUGCCAAGACAGGGUGACUCAGUGCAAGUACAAGCGCAUUGGCUGUCCGUGGCAGGGUCCGUUUCAUGAGUUGCCAGCACACGAAAGCGAAUGUUCUCAUCCGACUAAGACGGGUACUGAGCUGAUGGGAAUUCUGGGAGAAAUGGACCAGAGCCACCGCAGAGACACACAGCUCUACAACAGCAUCUUCGGCCUCCUUUGCUAUGAGAAAAUCGGAUUUACAGAGGUGCAGUUCAGGCCGUACCGCACUGAUGACUUCAUUACUCGUCUGUACUACGAGACGCCGCGUUUCACCGUUCUCAACCAGACAUGGGUGCUGAAGGCCCGAGUUAACGAUUCCGAACGCAACCCCAACCUGUCCUGCAAACGCACCCUCUCUUUCCAGCUCAUCCUGAAGAGCAAGGUGAAUUCUGCGCUGGAGUGCUCCUUCCUGCUGCUGAAGGGUCCGUACGACGACGUGCGGAUCAAACCGGUCAUCUACCACCACUCCUUCAGCAACGACACCAACGAGACGGACUACGUCCCCCUGCCCAUCUCUGACUCUGUGGAGUGCAACAAACUGCUGGCCGCCAAAAACAUCAACCUGCGCCUGUUCAUUUUCCAAGUUCAAAAAUAAAGAAAAAAGUAAAGAGGAAAAGAGGCAGAAGAUGAAAAAGUGAAGGAAAGGUGGUGAUCGCCGGCGAGGGUCAAAGAGCAGACGUAAUGAUUAAAGAGAGACACCACUGAACCAUUAAUACCUCUACACACACACACACACACACACACACAGCACUAAUUACACAUACCUCCUUAUACAGAUUAUGACACCCCUUGCUCGGGAAAGCUGUGAGUUGCUAUGGAGAUGAGAUGGGUAGGGCUUAGCUGGAUGGAGAGGCGAGGCAGGUGCAGGAUGGGGGUUGGCGGAUGGGUCGGCACUCAUCUGUGGUUUUGUGCCUGACCUUUCACCUCUGACACUCCCAGCCAAAGGUAGCACAGACCAACCAGAGCAGGGUUUUCUGUUGUGCACGUCUGUGUGUGCUCGUGAGCGUCUGAAGUGGGACCCCGGCUCGGCUUUUUGUCGACACAUUCCAAAGAUGCACAAUAAUGUGAAGGACUCUACACAACCGUUCUUUGGGUGUAUGACUGGACUAGCAGGGCAUGCACAUGUGGGCCCCCCACCCCCUAAUUCUCACUGGACGCCUCAGCUCCCCCCCGGUUAUGACUAAAAAGCAUCCGUCAACCUUCCUUUUGUUUUUUUCAUUUUUACUCCGAAGAACAGAAGGUGCAUGUGCAUUUCAGGUCUGCAGCUUCUUCCUAAACUAACUUUAUUUUAUUAAGUAUCUGUGAGAUUUGCUCAUCUUAGUUGGGUUUUACAGUGUGGUUGGUGUGUGUGUAUAUUUUUUUAGUAGAACGCCUCCAAACUAUCUCAUUUGCUUUAUUCAUUCAUUUAUUUAUUUUUUACCCAACAAUCUUUUUCAUUUUAACCCCCAACAGUCCUGUUAUCAUUUAACCCACGUGUUUAUUAGUUUUUCCUGAAAAAGCAAUUAUUUGCCCCAUAAAGUUUUCUUUUAGUUUGGGCUCAAUCCCUUCAGAACAUUGGGGGGGGUUGUUUUUAUCCAAUCCUCUUGUUUUCAACGUUUUUGCUUCCUUCUUGCAAUUGGGUUUCAUCCGAUUAACAGAGAGUAACCAAAAAACGAACAUAGUAUUUUAAUAAAGGGGGGGACUUUAGCCAGCAAGUAAAACUUUUCCCCAACUUCACAGUCUCAUUGCUGAUCUGGAUUUCUUCAGCGCUCUGAUGGCCCUCCGAAAGAAAAAUAUUUUUAGUUGCGAGUGCAGAGAUGUCAGUCAGGGAAUGGUAUUGGUAGGGGUAGAGGGGUACCUUACCAUGGACACAUUAGUGUUUGAACAGAAACACGGUGAGGUUACUUAAAUAGAUCCUACUGUUAGGCAGACAGAGCUUUCUCUCCUCCUGACCUCUCUUUCCUGUAUUUCUGUGUUUUAAUGCUUCGUCGUUACGCCAGUGGACUCACUUGCUCACUCAUCUCACGAUGGCUGUACAUGUGCCUUUGAUUAAAGAACAUGGAACCUCC